Molecule: messenger RNA, 764 nt
Organism: Lepisosteus oculatus (spotted gar)
Lineage: Eukaryota; Metazoa; Chordata; Actinopteri; Semionotiformes; Lepisosteidae
Source: RefSeq, a predicted model, not a curated record
ACCAUGUUGCAAAGUACAUCAGCUUCGUCAACACCAAUAACAUCUCAACCAGCAAGUACUUCUCAGCAAUCCACUGAUAUGAUAACCUCAAUCAGCACUUCACAUCCAUCACCUAUAGUAUCUACAGCAUCUCCAUCAACACCAACUUUUUCUUCAACAACAAGUGCAGAACCUAAAACCACAGAUUCAAGUACAAGAAGUACUACAAGUACAGGUCUUCCAUCAACAUCAAGUCUCCUUCCUGACUCAACAACUGUCCAAACCAUAUCAACUGCGCCACUAAGUACAUCAACUGCUCUUGAAAGUACUACUCCACCUGCUACCACCAGAAGAAUAACUUCAACUAUGUCUACAAUUGCUCCAUCUAUUGAAUCUGUAGCAUCUCCAACCACAACACAAGCUUCAAGUAUGAAAACUACUUUCCAGAGUACAUCAGCUUCUUCAACGCCAACAACAUCUCAACCAGCAAGUACUUCUCAACAAUCCACUGAUACGAUAACCUCAAUCAGCACUUCACAUCCAUCACCUGUAACACCUACAGCAACUCCAUCAACACCAACUUUUUCUUCAACAACAACAAAUGCAGUACCUCAAACCAUAGAUUCAAGUCCAACAACGACUACAAGUACAGCACUUCCAUCAACAACAACUCUCCUUCCUGCCUCAACAACUAUGCAAACCACAUCAACUGUGCCACCAAGUUCAAGAACUGCUCUUACAAGUGCUACUCCACCUGCUACCACCACAAGAAUAACUUCAACUAC